AGGCACAUCUGCUGGGGUCACCUGGGGCAGCACCUAGAGGGUGAGAACCCCACUGCCCUUGGUAGGUGACCAUGACGUCAGCGGGCAGUGCAGGUGUCACCUCCCGCCACCUGGCACUCGCCAUGCGGACCGCGGGGGCGCCUCCUCCCGGCCCGGCCCUGAUGCUCUUGCUGCUGCUACUGGGGGACUCCCAGGGCCUCUUCCCCGAGGAACCGCCUCCGCUCAGCGUGGCCCCCAGGGACUACCUGAGCCACUACCCCGUGUUCGUGGGCGGGGGGCCUGGGCGCGCGAGCCCCGCGGAGGACACCGAAGACCUCAACAUCCAGCGCGUGCUGCGGGUCAACAGGACGCUGUUCAUCGGCGACAGGGACAACCUGUACAGGGUGGAGCUGGAGCCGCCCACGUCCACCGAGCUGCGGUACCAGCGGAAGCUGACCUGGCGCUCCAACCCCAGCGACAUAGACGUGUGUCGGAUGAAGGGCAAGCAGGAGGGCGAGUGUCGCAACUUCGUAAAGGUGCUGCUGCUCCGCGACGAGUCCACGCUCUUCGUGUGCGGCUCCAACGCCUUCAACCCCGUGUGCGCCAACUACAGUAUGGACACGCUGCAGCCUCUUGGGGACAACAUCAGUGGCAUGGCCCGCUGCCCAUAUGACCCCAAACAUGCCAAUGUCGCCCUCUUCUCAGAUGGGAUGCUCUUCACAGCCACUGUGACCGACUUCCUAGCCAUUGACGCUGUCAUCUACCGCAGCCUUGGGGACCGGCCCACCCUGCGCACCGUGAAGCACGACUCCAAGUGGUUCAAAGAGCCGUACUUCGUGCACGCGGUGGACUGGGGCAGCCACGUCUACUUCUUCUUCCGGGAGAUCGCCAUGGAGUUUAACUACCUGGAGAAGGUGGUGGUGGCCCGCGUGGCCCGCGUGUGCAAGAACGACGUGGGGGGCUCCCCGCGCGUGCUGGAGAAGCAGUGGACGUCCUUCCUGAAGGCGCGGCUCAACUGCUCGGUGCCCGGGGACUCCCACUUCUACUUCAACGUGCUGCAGGCCGUCACGGGCGUGGUCAGCCUGGGGGGCCGGCCCGUGGUCCUGGCCGUCUUCUCCACCCCCAGCAACAGCAUCCCCGGCUCGGCCGUCUGCGCCUUCGACAUGACCCAGGUGGCCGCCGUGUUUGAGGGCCGCUUUCGCGAGCAGAAGUCCCCCGAGUCCAUCUGGACACCAGUGCCCGAGGAUCAGGUGCCGCGGCCCCGGCCCGGGUGCUGCGCGGCCCCGGGCACGCAGUACAACGCGUCCAGCGCCCUGCCCGACGAGAUCCUCAGCUUCGUCAAGACCCACCCGCUGAUGGACGAGACGGUGCCCUCGCUGGGCCACGCACCCUGGAUCGUGCGGACCCUGAUGCGGCACCCGCUGACUCGCGUGGCUGUGGACGUGGGCGCUGGCCCCUGGGGCAACCAGACGGUGGUCUUCCUGGGCUCCGAGGUGGGUACUGUCCUCAAGUUCCUCGUCCGGCCCAGCACCAGGCUCUCGGGUCCUGCUGGGCCCAGCGUCUUCCUGGAGGAGUUUGAGACCUACCGGCCGGACAGGUGUGGACGGCCCGGCGGUGCUGAGACAGGGCAGCGGCUGCUGAGCCUGGAGCUGGACGCAGCCUCAGGUGGCCUGCUGGCGGCCUUUCCCCACUGCGUGGUCCGUGUACCUGUGGCCCGCUGCCAGCAGUUCUCGGGGUGCAUGAAGAACUGUGUCGGCAGCCAGGACCCCUACUGUGGGUGGACCCCUGAGGGCUCCUGCGUCUUCCUCAGCCCUGGCACCAGAGCCACCUUCGAGCAGGAUGUGUCCGGGGCCAGCACCUCAGGCUUAGGGGACUGCACAGGCCUCCUGCGAGCCAGCCUCUCGGAGGAGCGUGCCGGGCUGGUGUCCGUGAACCUGCUGGUGACCUCGUCGGUGGCGGCCUUCGUGGUGGGCGCCGUGGUGUCCGGCUUCAGCGUGGGCUGGUUCGUGGGCCUGCGCGAGCGGCGGGAUGUGCGCCACCUGUACAGCCCACCCCCACUGGGGCCCGAGGACCCUACCCUUGCAGGACCCGAAGCCCAGUCUGGGGACCAGUCGCCUGUGGUGAGCCAGGUCUGA
This is a messenger RNA of Ictidomys tridecemlineatus (thirteen-lined ground squirrel), 2114 nucleotides long. It is a transcript of the gene Sema6b, whose product is annotated as semaphorin 6B. Gene Ontology annotation, cellular component: plasma membrane. The record is from RefSeq and is a predicted model, not a curated record. Gene Ontology annotation, biological process: semaphorin-plexin signaling pathway; positive regulation of cell migration; axon guidance. Gene Ontology annotation, molecular function: semaphorin receptor binding; chemorepellent activity. Lineage: Eukaryota; Metazoa; Chordata; Mammalia; Rodentia; Sciuridae.